CGACCGCCAUCUUCCCAAACGCCAAAAUCUAAAAAUUGGGAAAAAUAAAUUUAUUUAUUUAGCUUUUUUCACCUUUUUCAAGGGAGCAAGAUGUCUAUGGAGCGUCUAGCACUAGCUAGACUACCUCCUAUUGGGAGCAACCCAAAGCCAAUCGCUAGUAUAUCAGCAAAAAAUGCAAAGUUUGAAGGUCUGACAGGAGCACCCUAUCAACUGACGGGAUAUGCUCCAAAACAUCCCUUACCACCACCAAACACAUUGAAGCCCUACAAUGAUACUAAGGCAGGAACAGUUGAAACAUGGCCAGCCCAUGCGACAGGACAAAUAUCAUCAGGAACCUCAGUUACCCUGACGAAGAACAAAUCCCUUGUAGUAUAUAAUGAGGAAGACAUGGGUAAACCGCAGAUUGUUCCUAAGCCAAGAUUUCUAGAUCAACUAGAGUCUUUCUUGAAGAAGGAGCUACGAUCUCUUGGGGUGACAGAAGUUGGCCCAAGUGAGUUAAGAUUACAGGCGCAUCGAGAAGUGUUUGAAUACCUCAUUGAAGAUUUCAAGACUUACAAGCCCCUACUAUCUUCCAUCAAGAACGAGUACGAGAUGAUGUUGGCGUAUCAGAGGGAAGUCAUUCGCCAGAUGGACCCACUCAGACAGAUGUUGGUUACUGUCUCUGAGCAGUGUGAUCAGAAGAUUAUGACGUUGCGAGAACAAGAGAAACAAGAAAUUGUGGAUCUCAAAAAGGAAAACAGCGGCCUUUACAAGAAAAUCUCUGACCUGAAGAAUGAAAUGAAGGAUCUUGAGACGACUGUGGAUAAAUUAAAAGAUGAACUUUCUGCCGAGUAUUUAAAGUAUCGAGACGAAUGUGAUGCUAGGAAACUUCUUGUGUCUGACAUCAACGAUCUCAGAUACCAACAAGAGGACAUUGCGUUAUCGAAACAAGGCAUGAAGGAUUUGGAUGAAGAAGAAGUGGACCCUGUUAUGCUUAAAAUUGCCUUGAAGAAAGCUCGCGAGGAUGAAGCAGGAGCAUCCAUCCGAUUAAACAAUAUGAUAGCUAAUUACAGCGAUGUCAUCCCACGCAGAGAUUAUGAACAACUUGAGGCAAAAUAUACGCAAUUAGAAGAAUCAUUAAAGACAUCAGAAAGUGACAUGGCAAAGUUACAAGCUGAGCAUGAGACAUUGCUUGAUGUCAACAAACAGGUCAUAAGUCAAAGAGAUGAAUAUUACACUGAAUGUGAAACUCUUCGAAGAAGUGCAACGCCAAGGCCAGAGUGGGACAAGUGCGCUGAGUUUAUCCAGGGAGGAAUCGGACGGUGGAAGGAGCUCUCCGAGGGUAAAACUAGUGAUGAAAAGGUUGAAGCUCUACUCAAUGAGAUUGCUGGAGGGAACGUCGGUGAUGUGGGAGGGUCAGAAUUCUUUGAUGGCAAGGGUUCUGACGAGUCUGUGCCGAAGCAUCUUCAGUAUGAGGGCAAAGUGCGGAAUCGUCGCCUUGGAAAGCGUGACUGUGCUCUUCUCAUUAAGGACAUCUGGAAGGAGAAGGCAGCAGCCGACAAAGAGAGAGAAGAUGGCAGUAAACAACCAAUGCCAUCAUUCUUGUUCGAAUAUCUGCAGAAGAGGUUUGGCAUUGAGCAGAUGAUCGUAGAGUGGGCAUACAAUCUCCAGGAUGCAAGUGAGAAGUACUCGCACGACGAGCGGAUGGGGACAUUCUUUGGUGUCGUAAAUGGUUCAAUUGAUGAGGAAUUGUACCAUUCCCAGUACCAGGCGAUUGCCAAAUUGGUUGGACAUCUGCAGAAGCUCAAUCAGGAGAAGGGGACGGAGGGACAGAUCCCCAAGGAGGACUUCAAGGCUGCUUUGAUCGAGUUCUUUGAGAAGGAGGAGGAUGCAGUGGUGCCAAUGAUGAGAGCUGCAGAGCAAGAGUUGGAGGCCAAGGAUGUGGAGGCCUUGGAGUUCCAGAAUCUAUUCAUGGAGGAUGAUGAAGGAAAGACAGGUGCAUUCCUCGACGAAGUGAAGAAAUUAUUGAAGCAGAAUCGGCUUGACUAUGUGGAAGAAAUUAAACAAGAGAUGGUCGGUUUGAACCCUGAAAAGAUUGAGGUGAGUGACCUGCGGAAAGCCAUAACUGUGAUUGACCCCGAGAUAAGCCAGGAGCAAAUGGACCCCUACCUUUGCUGGGUAUUCGGGGUAACGAAGGAGGGAUUAGAGGAGGCCGCACCAGCCGAAUUAUCACGCAUCGUUGAGCGGUUACAAAAUGGCAACAUCUAUAGAAUUGGCAAAAAGCCUUAGACUGUGAUAAAGUUUUGUGAACAUUUUAUGAAAAGUUGUUGAGCUAUGUUGAUAUGCAAUCUUUCUAUGUGGCUAGGGACAUGACAGUUUGAUGGUUGAGAGCCUUCCUAAAAAAACAA
Lineus longissimus is the source of this 2387-nucleotide messenger RNA. Its product is annotated as translin-associated factor X-interacting protein 1-like. Gene Ontology annotation, cellular component: cytoplasm. Lineage: Eukaryota; Metazoa; Nemertea; Pilidiophora; Heteronemertea; Lineidae. The transcript has 13 exons. The coding region runs from base 91 to 2268 and encodes 725 amino acids. The record is from RefSeq and is a predicted model, not a curated record.